Messenger RNA from Colletotrichum scovillei, 1755 nucleotides. RefSeq names its product phosphatidylserine decarboxylase. Lineage: Eukaryota; Fungi; Ascomycota; Sordariomycetes; Glomerellales; Glomerellaceae. Gene Ontology annotation, biological process: phospholipid biosynthetic process. Gene Ontology annotation, molecular function: phosphatidylserine decarboxylase activity. The record is from RefSeq and is a predicted model, not a curated record. The transcript has 2 exons. The coding region runs from base 1 to 1290 and encodes 429 amino acids.
AUGCCGGGUCUCCCCACUGCCACUGACGAGGAAGUCGGCUUCCAGCCGAUCCCGUCAAACCCCUACCUCAAGCAGCCGGGAUCCGUCCCAGGCUCGAUCUCCAGAGGCGGCAAGUACUCGUGGGGUUCCUUCAUGCCCCCCAACACCUACGAGCCCAUCGCAGACGAAGGAAUCAUCCACUUCAACCCCAUCAUCAUCCUCUUCAUGUCCCUCAUUCCAAAGGACGACCUUACCAAGGCCGUUCAGUCGGCACUGGGGAAAAUCCCAGAAUUCAUGGCGAAAAUGGGCAUUGAGGACGCAGACACAUUCUACAAGUUUGCCAAUGACAUGCUCAAGUGGACUCCCACCGAGAACGUCCAGGCCAAGGAUGUGUACGACAUCCUGUGCCUCUUCUACUUCAUCCUCGACCAGGAGCCGCUGCUGGGCAAGCAGACGCUCGUCCACCCGAGCUCGGUUGGGUUGCCGCUGACCCCGCUAUCGAGCUGGAUCGUGGUGUUUGCGCAGCUCAUCGGGCUCUUCAUGGACACGCCGGCGUCCAUCAACGAGAAGACCUUCCAGACGUUUGUCGACUCGCCAAAACCCAUUGCGGAUCAGGACGAUGACAGGGUCAUCACUUACCCUGCGGACUGCACCUACGACAAUUCGCUCUACAACCAGAGCAUCGUCAACGUUCAGGACACGGGUAUCAUUGAGAUUAAGGGCCUCCCCUGGACCAUCGGAGCCCUGCUCCAGGGCAGCGAGUAUGCGGACUGUUUCCACGGGGGCGUCUGGAUGCAUGCCUUCCUCAAUACGUUCAACUACCACCGGCAGCACGCGCCCGUCUCUGGGACAGUCAUCGAGGCCAAGAACAUCCAGGGGGCGGCGUACCUCGAAGUGGACCAACAGUGUCGUCCAAUCCGCAAGCUCUUCGUGACGGCCGAAGACAUUGAGAAGGACCCCAACUGCCGGCCCGAGGCGCCCGACUCUCCGGGCUACCAGUUCCUCCAGACGAGGGGCCUGGUGGUCAUUGACAACCCGGUGCUCGGCAAGGUGGCCGUGCUGCCGAUUGGCAUGGCCAUGGUCUCGUCGGUCAAGCUAUCGGUCCGUGUGGGACAGAAGCUGAAGAAGGGCCAGGAGAUUUCGACAUUCUUGUUUGGCGGGUCGGACAUCAUCUGCGUGUUUGAGCCGCGUGCCAAGUUGACGCCUGAGCACUUUGUGCCGUCGCCCAAGGACGACUACUCGAGAUACGGGAGCGUGUUGGCGAAGGCGCCUGGGCAGGGCUCGAAUGGGACUUCGAAUGGGUACCACUGAUUGGGUUGGUUGGUGCAGGCUCAUGUCUGUACUCGUACGCAGUAGCUCCCGAAUGGUGAUAUCUGAAUUGAAUCUUGUUGAGAGAGUGAAUGACUCUGCCUUUCCCUUCUGUACUCGCCGUGUUUCCGAAGUGGGCUGUGAAAGAGGACGGGGUUCUCAAAGUGUCCAUGACUCCGAGAGUGACACAAACGUUGUUCGUGCCCAACAGUGGAUUUCUUCUUUUCGUGGCCUGGCAAACCGGCCCAGAGGCCUCCACAGCUCGAGGUGGCGGCCACGGCGAGCCUCAUGAUUUCAGAGUCGCGGUCUGUUCUUGAAACAAACUCAGCUCGGCGGAGACCAGACGGGAGGACGAAGACCUCGGAAAGUAUAGAUGCAAGGCGAAGAAGCGGACCGGCCCGUAUAAGAUGGAGAAAACUGCAUUUCAAGGCAGAUGGAUCAAAAGGCGGUGACUAUGUUUUCCAAGAU